Messenger RNA from Cucumis melo (muskmelon), 794 nucleotides. RefSeq lists its product as uncharacterized. The coding region runs from base 49 to 687 and encodes 212 amino acids. The transcript has a single exon. The record is from RefSeq and is a predicted model, not a curated record. NCBI's taxonomy places the organism in Eukaryota, Viridiplantae, Streptophyta, Magnoliopsida, Cucurbitales, Cucurbitaceae.
AUCUCAAUUUCCCUCUCUCUCUUUCUUUUAUUUCUCUCCACUUUUCGAAUGGGCAAUGCAGUCUCUCCAUGUCUUAUCUCCAUUUCCAUCUCCCUCCGCCGCCAUCGUCCCUCCGCCGUGAAGCUCGUCUUCACCGAUGGCCCCACCAAAUUCCUCGUCGGUAACCACCACUUCGCCGGUGAGAUUAUGUUCCAAUUUCCUGACAUGAUGGUCUGCCAUGCCGAAUCCUUCUUCAUCGGUCACCCAAUCCCAUCUCUAUCCAUCGACGACGAGCUUCUUGUUGGCGAAACCUACUUGGUUCUCCCCAUCGACCGGUUUGCCUCCGUCGAUGUUCUCUCUACCUCGUCUCUCGCUAUGAUUGGUGCAGGUAACAUGUCGGCGGAGAAAUUCUCCGGUCCGUGCCCGUUCGAGUACGUACGAGGCACAAAUGGGAGAGUUUUGAUUAAGGUGAUGCCGGAGUUUAUUGUUAGGUUGAUAUCUCCGGCAGCCGUGGACGGCGGAGAAAGCGGCGGAGGAGGUGGUGGGUUUCUUUGUAGUACGCCGGAGUUGAAGAAACAUUACGAUCAACUUGUUGGAUCAACGAAAGGGCAAGUUUGGUCGCCGAAAUUGGAGACUAUAUCGGAGUAUAAAAUUAGGUAUUCGCCUUGUAGAUUUGUAGGGUUUAAACUUAAACAAAAAGAAGGCUAAAUAAGUCAUUUCUUCUUUUCUUUUUCUUUUUCUUUUUUUUCUUCUUUUUUGGUGAAUUGUACAAAAGGAUAGCGAAAUUUGAGUAAUAUUAUUAACUCUUAUUCUUA